Messenger RNA from Sorex araneus (European shrew), 4184 nucleotides. It is a transcript of the gene RCC2, whose product is annotated as regulator of chromosome condensation 2. Bases 233 to 1792 code for a protein of 519 amino acids. The record is from RefSeq and is a predicted model, not a curated record. The transcript has 13 exons. Lineage: Eukaryota; Metazoa; Chordata; Mammalia; Eulipotyphla; Soricidae.
UUGCCGCCGGGCCGAACAUGUGUUUCUGUUUUGUGUUGUAGCAUUUGUUCUGGAAGCUCGUAUUUACAUUUUAAGUGUAUCUGGUGAGUGGGUUGGAGCCCUCGUCUGGGCCGGGGGAGAAAAGGGGAAAGGAAAAAAAAAAGAAAGAAAAAAAAAGCGCCCUCCGGUUCGUCUUUUAGUUGCUCCUCAUCCUUUUUCUCUCCGGUUUCUCAUCACUCCAACCAGCGCGACCAUGCCCAGGAAGAAGGCGGCGGCGGCCUGGGAGGAGCCGAGCUCGGGCAACGGCACGGCCCGCGCCGGGCCCAGGAAGCGCGGCGGCCCGGCGGGCAGGAAGCGCGAGCGGCCCGAGCGCUGCAGCAGCAGCAGCGGCGGCGGCAGCAGCGGCGACGAGGACGGCCUGGAGCUCGACGGGGCUCCCGGCGCGGGCAAGCGGGCGGCGCGGCCGGCGGCGGCCAAGGCCGGCGCGGCCGUCAUCAUCACCGAGCCCGAGCACACCAAGGAGCGCGUCAAACUCGAAGGGUCUAAGUGCAAAGGGCAGCUUUUGAUUUUUGGGGCAACCAACUGGGACUUGAUUGGUCGAAAAGAAGUGCCUAAACAACAAGCUGCUUAUCGCAAUCUCGGUCAGAAUUUGUGGGGGCCCCAUAGGUAUGGGUGCCUGUCGGGGGUCCGGGUCCGGACGGUGGUGUCGGGUUCCUGUGCUGCCCACAGCCUCCUCAUCACCACGGAGGGGAAGCUGUGGAGCUGGGGCCGCAACGAGAAGGGGCAGCUGGGACACGGGGACACCAAGAGAGUCGAGGCUCCCAAACUCAUCGAGAGUCUCAGCCAUGAGGUGAUCGUGUCCGCGGCCUGUGGGCGGAACCACACUCUGGCCUUGACAGAAACGGGGUCCGUUUUUGCAUUUGGAGAGAACAAGAUGGGCCAGCUGGGCCUGGGCAACCAGACUGACGCCGUCCCCAGUCCUGCACAGAUAAUGUACAACGGCCAGCCAAUCACCAAAGUGGCCUGUGGGGCUGAGUUCAGCAUGAUAAUGGACUGCAAAGGAAACCUGUACUCCUUUGGGUGCCCUGAAUAUGGCCAGCUGGGACACAAUUCGGACGGGAAGUUCAUUGCCCGAGCGCAGAGGAUCGAGUACGACUGUGAGCUGGUGCCCCGGCGCGUGGCCAUCUUCAUCGAGAAGACCAAGGAUGGACAGAUCCUGCCAGUCCCAAACGUGGUUGUGCGGGAUGUGGCUUGUGGGGCCAACCACACGCUCGUUCUGGACUCCCAGAAGCGCGUCUUCUCCUGGGGCUUCGGUGGCUACGGCCGCCUGGGCCACGCCGAGCAGAAGGACGAGAUGGUUCCUCGCCUGGUGAAGCUCUUCGACUUCCCGGGGCGCGGGGCGUCCCAGAUCUAUGCCGGCUACACCUGCUCAUUCGCUGUCAGUGAAGUGGGGGGUCUGUUUUUCUGGGGGGCCACCAAUACGUCCCGUGAGUCUACUAUGUACCCGAAGGCUGUGCAGGACCUGUGUGGCUGGAGAAUCCGGAGCCUGGCUUGCGGGAAGAGCAGCAUCAUCGUGGCUGCCGACGAGAGCACCAUCAGCUGGGGCCCAUCGCCCACCUUCGGGGAGCUGGGAUACGGAGAUCAUAAGCCCAAGUCUUCCACUGCGGCCCAAGAGGUGAAGACCCUGGACGGCGUCUUCACAGAGCAGGUCGCCAUGGGCUACUCACACUCCUUGGUGAUCGCGAGAGAUGAGAGUGAGACCGAGAAGGAGAAGAUCAAGAAGCUGCCAGAGUAUAACCCCCGAACCCUCUAAUGCUCCUGGAGGCUCGUCCCGCCCCGCACCUGCGGCAGCUGUCAUUCCCACGGAGACUCAUCCCACUCCGCACCUGCCGGAGACUCGUCCCCACUGCACACCUGCGGCAGCUGUCAUUCCCGCGGAGACUCGUCCCACCCCACACCUGCACUCGCUGCCAUCCCACGUGCACUGGGACGGACGUCAAAGGAGGGAUUGAAAAGAGCAAUGGUUGACCGAAGGUGCAUUUUUGUUAGACUCCCUGAGGUUCCGUUUUAUAAGUGAUUCAACGUCAACUACCUUUUCUGUAUGCUUUCCAAAGUGGUUUUUUUUUUUCCUGCCGCCCUCAACGUUUAAUUAAAAUAUUUGCUCAGAGUUGACUUACCAUUCCUACAAAAGAGGCAAAACUUUGAGCAAUCUAGCUUUUUCCUCCCCUUUUUUUUUUGAAGUUUUUCUCCCUCCCCGGACCCCCGUACACUUCUCAACACACCCCUUUCCGGUUGUAAUUAGCAUCGUGAUCCGAAUGGGUGCCUGGGAGAGCAGCCACCCUUUACUCAGAAACAGAUGUCCCCUCCGGGAACCGGCAGCAUCUAAGCAAAGACCGUCCCCGUCCUGAGUCACGCCCGCCUGCUUUGGAAGCGUCUGGGCCCUCCUCUCCUGCUUUCUCUCAUGACCGGCCCAGGCCAGCCUUCGUUCCUUACCCCCUUGGCUGCUUGCAAGCCCUACUGCCUUUUGGCUGCAACAUUAAUAGAGUCUGCCGUCCCUGGGGCGCUGGGGUCUGUGUUUAGCCAUUUAUAUAUCUACUUUAGCUGUAAAAGAAAUCCAAAUGAAAUCAGGUGAUUGCAGAACUAGUGGGGACUUGGGGGCAGGAGGAGGGGGUGGGGUCACACAGGCGUGGGGACGUUGGAUCUGGUUCCAGAUGGGCUUUAAGCCCGCUCAGAUGGGCCAGGGCCACCUCUCCAGCACUCGCCACUAGAGAUUGAUCAGCCAGCAGCAAAAAGUGCAUUCUAGAGUCCUUGCAGAGAAGGGACCAGCCCCGGCGUGCCGCCUUUCAGGGCCGCGAGCUCCUGUGUGUGUCCCCCACCGGCUGGGCCCUUCCAGCAGCCCGCUCUGCCCCAAGGUCCGGCCUCUGUUCUGCACCCAGCUUCCUAGUCGUGCUUGCUUGGCUGUGGUACCAAAUAGUCGGGAUCACUGAAGACGUCCCCCUUCCCAUGUGUCAGCGCAGAUGCUGUGACUGCCGCCCCGGCCCUCUGCCCAAGCGCGUCACCGGUUUGCACUGCUCUGCGUGCGUUACGAGGUGCCUUUCCCGGAACCCUUCUCUCCCUGGGACCCGAGAGGGUCAGCUCUGGCUGGGGCUCUUGGUUUCGAGAGGGUCUGGACUGGUUUGGGUGCUUUAAAAUAGAAUUUUUUAGUUCAGUGGUGCUUUGGGGUGGGGAGAGGGGUUUAGAACUCCAGGGUGAGACUUGGGUGGAUGGGAAAGUUGAAUAGUGGUCUUUUUAAAAAAAAAAAAAAUUCUUUUUUGCUUUGCUAUUGUUACCGCUUGUCAUUGUCUCGAUGUUAAAAUGCCAAAAAUGAUCUAGUUGUUGCUUCUCCCCCGACUUGUCCCGUCACUCCGCAGGGCGGGUUCUGCCUUGUCAGGGCACCUACCCUUCUCUGGCCCGGUCAGUCCCGAGGUCUGAGGGGGCAACUGUCCCACAUCUUUCCCAGAUUUAGUCUGAUUUCACGCUCAUUUCUACUGUUAGGUCAAUAGUCCAGGGGAAAAACUUCUGCAUCUUGAGAGCUUCUGCUAAACUAACCUGAUUUGUCCAAAUCACCCCCAAGCCACCAUCUGACUCCAAGCUUCUGUGUGUGGGACCCCUCACCCCUGUUUCCCUGGACGAGUCUCUCCUGGAGACGGGGCUCACGCACACGCUCCUGGUGCCCGUGUUGCCGUCGCCCAGAGCCGAGGAACCGUCUCUGGCCCCCCCACGUUGGCAGGAGCUGCCCUCAGCCAUAUGCCAGGCUCCAGUCUGCAGUGGAUUCAUCCGAAAGCCGCCACCAGCCAAUUCCAGACGCUCCCUGCCAGGGCGAGAGCGGGCGAGGAGCAGGUCCCUUGCAGGCGGCAGGACGUGGUCCUGCUGUCCCCAUCACUCCUUUUCCCGUAAGGAUUUGAAUGAACUGCCCACAGGGGAGACGUGAGGGACAGGCACCGGGCACGGUGCUGGCCCUCGGGAGCGUCUGACAAGUCUUCCAGCGCAGGAGGGAGAAAGUGGACCCAGGAGGAAGGUGGACAGAGAGGCUUAGCGCGAAGGGGAACCAGGAGGAGGGGAUUUGGUCGAAGGUGCCUGGUUUAGUGCUGUAAUUGUCUUUUUUUUUAUAUAUAUAUAUUUCUUGGAGUAAGCAUUUUAAAUAAAUGACAUCAUUGUUUACUCUG